AUGGCAGAUGACUGCGAGAUGAUAGGAGUAAAGAAGUUUUUUGGAAGCCAUGUUGAUGAGAGCAGGUGUGUGCUGAAAAAGACGGCGUUUGAUUUUGUGGUGCAAGAAAUAACAGCAUGCAGGAUUUGUGGGGUGUCACCGAUUGUUGACUAUGAAAAGUAUGUGUCUGGUAAAAUGGCAGCAGAGAGUGUUGGGCAGGAGGAAUGCGAGAGAGUGAAGCGAACAGAAGUUCAUAGGAUAUUGAAGUACUAUCCUUUUGUAAAGGCGAAGACUGUUGAUGGACGGAUAUGCAUUGAAGAGACAGAUGUUGAUUUCUACUCGUUUGUUAUGCAGAAGGUGAUGUUCAAUACGAUUGAUGCAGGAAAGUGGAUAUGCAGAAGGCUUGGAGUUUCGUCCACGCUGUUUCAGUUUGCAGGCAAUAAGGACAAAAGGGCGGUCACAUUCCAGGAGGUGACAGUCAAAUGCUCGUUUAUGAAGCUUUAUGGGCUUGCAGUUGAACUAAACAAGAGUCCAAAUGUGGUUGGGUGGGAAGAGUAUAUUGAGCAAGGAUACACAAAGCAAGGCAUUGAGGAAAGUAACACAAAAAUGGCAGCAGAAAUGUUGAUGAAUGCAAAGAAAAGUGUGGAGGCGAAAGAAUAUAUGGUUGGAUCAACCAAGAUAUGCGGCAAGGGGCAAGAGGAUAAUGAAUGUGAUGGAAAUGCAGAAGAUGGAGGCAUAGCUACACACGCGAAUGAAAUGCAGAAAUAUGAAGACAGUUGUAUGGAUGCGGAUUGCGAUGAAAGGUUGAAAUCUUCAAUAAGGAUAUUUGGGAUACGAAAGUCGUUUUCUAAGAAGAUAGGAGAUCUGAACGGAAACCGGUUCAGGGUAGUUGUGAGAGGAUUUACAGACAAGCAUGCAGUAAAGAGGCUUGGAGAAGGAUUUUUGAAUUAUUUUGGACAGCAAAGAUUUGGAAAUAAGCUGAUGAACCAUGUUAUAGGGCAGUAUAUUCUCGAGAAGAAGUAUGAUGAGGCGGUUGAUGAGAUAAUGAAGUGCGGAAAGUGCUAUGAGAUGUAUGCUUCAGGAAGAUACGAAGAGCCGAUGGAUAUUGGAGACAGCACUGAGAAAUACAUUUUGAAAUCGAAAGCAAAAGGAAUGAAAGCAAAGGAUAUAGUGUUUGGAAUGAGGCGAGAGCUAAGGAUGUUGUAUCUGCAUUCGUGCCAGAGCAGAAAGUUUAAUGAUGCGAUAAACGAAAGGAUUGAAAAGGGCAAGAAUGUUUUGAGAGGGGACUUGGUAUUAGCAGGAGAUGAGGUUAUAGAAGUGCAAAAUCCUGAGGACUUCAAGAUUACAGAUGUGGUUUUGAGGCUUGAGAAGAUGGAUAACAAACUACUGAAGGGGGGGUUCAGGAAGAUGGUUGAGACAGCGUAUGACAUUGAUAUUGAUGUGGAUGAUGCCGAGGGAAACAUUGUGAUAAAAUUUUCUCUCAAAAGUUCUUGCUAUGCAACUAUGGCGCUUAGAGAGGUUAUUGGGAAUUCAGUGAUGAAUCGUGUAAAAGUAUAA
Molecule: messenger RNA, 1536 nt
Organism: Ordospora pajunii
Lineage: Eukaryota; Fungi; Microsporidia; Ordosporidae
Product: tRNA pseudouridine synthase D
Exons: 1
Coding region: 1-1536 (511 amino acids)
Biological process (GO): pseudouridine synthesis
Cellular component (GO): nucleus
Molecular function (GO): pseudouridine synthase activity; RNA binding
Source: RefSeq, a predicted model, not a curated record